GUGCGGAGUGAUUUACGCGUUAUUGUUCUGCUGGGCGGGCACGUGACGCGCACGGCCAAUGGGGGCGCAGGCGCCGGCAACUUAUUAGGUGACUGUACUUCCCCCCCUGGUGCCACCAAGUUGUUACAUGAAAUCUGCAGUUUCAUAAUUUCCGUGGGUCGGGCCGGGCCGGCCAGGCGCUGGGCACGGCGAUGGCCACCACUGGGGCCCUGGGCAACUACUACGUGGACUCUUUCCUGCUGGGCGCCGACGCCGCCGAUGAGCUGAGCGCUGGCCGCUAUGCGCCGGGGACCCUGGGCCAGCCCCCCCGGCAGGCGGCGACGCUGGCUGAGCACCCUGACUUCAGCCCGUGCAGCUUCCAGUCCAAGGCAGCAGUGUUCGGCGCCUCGUGGAACCCGGUGCACGCGGCGGGCGCCAACGCUGUACCCGCUGCGGUGUACCACCACCAUCACCACCACCCCUACGUGCACCCCCAGGCGCCCGUGGCGGCGGCGGCGCCGGACGGCAGGUAUAUGCGCUCCUGGCUGGAGCCCACGCCCGGUGCGCUAUCCUUCGCGGGCUUGCCCUCCAGCCGGCCUUAUGGCAUUAAACCUGAACCACUGUCGGCCAGAAGGGGUGACUGUCCCACGCUUGACACUCACACUUUGUCCCUGACUGACUAUGCUUGUGGUUCUCCUCCAGUUGAUAGAGAAAAACAACCCAGCGAAGGCGCCUUCUCCGAAAACAAUGCUGAGAAUGAGAGCGGCGGAGACAAGCCCCCCAUCGAUCCCAAUAACCCAGCGGCCAACUGGCUUCAUGCGCGCUCCACUCGGAAAAAGCGCUGCCCCUAUACAAAACACCAGACCCUGGAACUGGAGAAAGAGUUUCUGUUCAACAUGUACCUCACCAGGGACCGCAGGUACGAGGUGGCCCGACUGCUCAACCUCACCGAGAGGCAGGUCAAGAUCUGGUUCCAGAACCGCAGGAUGAAAAUGAAGAAAAUCAACAAAGACCGAGCAAAAGACGAGUGAUGCCAUUUGGGUUUAUUUAGAAAAAAGGGUGAGCUAGAGAGAAAGAGAACUGCCCGUUCCCCUUCCGCCUUCUUCCUUCUCUCACCGCCACCCUAGCCUCCACCAUCCCCGCACAAAGCGGCUCUAAACCUCAGGCCACAUCUCCCCCAAGGCAAACCCUGUUCAGGCUGGCUCAUAGGCCUGCCGCUUUGAUGGAGGAGGUAUUGUAAGCUUUCCAUUUUCCAUAAGAAAAAAAAGGGGGGGGGGGCAUUAGUGCUGAUAGAUGUGUGUGCUACCUUGUAUAUAUUUUUAAAAAUCUACCUGUUCCUGACUUAAAAGGAAAGGAAAGAAACUACCUUUUUAUAAUGCACAACUGUUGAUGGUAGGCUGUAUAGUUUUUAGUCUGUGUAGUUAAUUUAAUUUGCUGUUUGUGUGGCAGAUUGCUCUGCCAAGAUACUUGAACACUGUGUUUUAUUGUGGUAAUUAUGUUUUGUGACUCAAACUUCUGUGUACUGGGUGAUGCACCCGUUGUGAUUGUGGAAGAUAGAAUUCAAUUUGAACUCAGGUUGUUUAUGAGGGGAAAAAACAGUUGCAUAGAGUAUAGCUCUGUAGUGGAAUAUGUCUUCUGUAACCUAUGAUUGUAAACUAGCUGUAAGGAUUUCCCAGUGAAAUAAAAAAGAUUUUUUUUUAAAGUGUUCUCGGGGAUGCAUAGAUUCAUCGUUUUUUCCACAUUAAAAAUGCGGGCAUUUUCGUCUUUCCAUGAUCUGUAGUCUUGUCUUGUCUAUUGUAUAUAUAAUCUAUAUAAUUAAAGAAAAUAUGCAUAAUCAGACAAGCUUGAAUAUUGUUUUUGCACCAGACAAACAGUGAGGAAAUUCGGAGCUAUACAUAUGUGCAGAAGGUUACUACCUAGGGUUUGUGCUUAAUUUUAAUCAGAGGAAAUGGAUGCUGAUUGUAACGGAGUUAAUUUUGUUGAUAAUAAAUUAUACACUAUGAAACCGCCACUGGGCUACUGUAGAUUUGUAUCCUUGAUGAAUCUGGGGUUUCCAUCAGACUGAACCUACACUGUAUAUUUUGCAAUAGUUACCUCAAGGCCUACUGACCAAAUUGUUGUGUUGAGAUGAUAUUUAACUUUUUGCCAAAUAAAAUAUAUUGAUUCUUUUCUA
This is a messenger RNA of Rhinopithecus roxellana (golden snub-nosed monkey), 2152 nucleotides long. It is a transcript of the gene HOXA9, whose product is annotated as homeobox A9. Gene Ontology annotation, cellular component: nucleus. Gene Ontology annotation, molecular function: RNA polymerase II cis-regulatory region sequence-specific DNA binding; DNA-binding transcription factor activity, RNA polymerase II-specific. The coding region runs from base 192 to 1010 and encodes 272 amino acids. The record is from RefSeq and is a predicted model, not a curated record. Gene Ontology annotation, biological process: embryonic skeletal system morphogenesis; anterior/posterior pattern specification; DNA-templated transcription. The transcript is spliced from 2 exons. NCBI's taxonomy places the organism in Eukaryota, Metazoa, Chordata, Mammalia, Primates, Cercopithecidae.